Dipodomys ordii (Ord's kangaroo rat) is the source of this 1758-nucleotide messenger RNA. RefSeq names its product four jointed box 1 (gene Fjx1). Bases 1 to 1356 code for a protein of 451 amino acids. Gene Ontology annotation, biological process: cell-cell signaling. Lineage: Eukaryota; Metazoa; Chordata; Mammalia; Rodentia; Heteromyidae. The transcript is spliced from 5 exons. The record is from RefSeq and is a predicted model, not a curated record.
AUGGUCUGCAACCCUAAUGAAUCCCGGCUGUUCACCUUCACAGCACGCAGCCAUGUUCUGCCUCCAAGUUUGGCUCGGCUCCACUCCUUUUCCACUGGGAGCGAGGCAAGGGGUUCUGCAAACAUGCUUGGUUCCUUCAUCACAGUGGGCCUCUCGGAGCCUCAGCUCAACCAUAAAUCAGACUCCACCGAUGCUGAGUUGACACCAGCCUCCUCUUGGAUGUCUCUCUGGUGGACUGGGCCCAUUUACCUGACCCUGAUGCAGUGCAAAGAUGACCAUCCCCUUGCUGCUCCCAGCUUGGAGUGGGAGAGCCUAUUUGUAAAUCACCUGCUGAUGGUCACCGAUUGCUUCUGCAGACCCAUUAAACCACGGGGGCCGGCGGAGCGCGCCACGGUGCACGGCGGCGUCUUCUGGAGCCGCGGCCUGGAGGAGCAGGUGCCCCGGGGCUUUUCCGAAGCCCAAGCGGCGGCGUGGCUGGAGGUGGUGCGCGGGGCCCGGGUGGUGGCUCUGGAUCGCGGGGGCUGCGGGCGCAGUUCGAACCGACUAGCCCGCUUUGCCGACGGCACCCGUGCCUGUGUCCGCUACGGCAUCAACCCGGAGCAGAUCCAGGGCGAGGCCCUGUCCUACUACCUGGCGCGCUUGCUGGGCCUCCAGCGCCACGUGCCGCCGCUGGCGCUGGCCCGGGUGGAGGCUCGAGGCGCGCAGUGGGCGCAGGUGCAGGAGGAGCUGCGCGCCGCGCACUGGACCGAGGGCAGCGUGGUGAGCCUGACGCGCUGGCUGCCCAACCUCACCGACGUGGUGGUGCCGGAGCCCUGGCGCUCCGGGGACGGCCGCCUGCGACCCCUGCGCGACACCGGCGGAGAACUAGCCAACCUCAGCCAGGCAGAGCUGGUGGAUUUGGUCCAAUGGACCGACCUGAUCCUCUUCGACUACCUGACGGCCAACUUCGAUCGACUCGUCAGCAACCUCUUCAGCUUGCAAUGGGACCCGCGCGUGAUGCAGCGCGCCACGAGCAAUCUGCACCGCGGACCGGGCGGGGCGCUGGUGUUUCUAGACAACGAGGCGGGUUUGGUGCACGGUUACCGGGUAGCCGGCAUGUGGGACAAGUAUAACGAGCCGUUGUUGCAGUCGGUGUGCGUGUUCCGCGAACGGACCGCGCGGCGCGUGCUGGAACUGCACCGCGGUCAGGACGCCGCGGCCAGGCUGCUGCGCCUCUACCGGCGCCACGAGCCUCGCUUCCCCGAGCUGGCCGCGCUCGCGGACCCCCACGCUCAGCUCCUGCAGCGCCGCCUCGACUUCCUCGCCAAGCACAUUUUGCACUGCAAAGCCAAGUACGGCCGCCGGCCGGGGACUUAACUCUUCAUGGAAGACCGGGAGACCCGGGGUUUGAAUUCAAUCGCCACUCACUACUACUCAUGGAUGGGGACGGUAGCGACCCACGCCCGGCCAGUGACCUGAGCGCCAAGGUGUCUGAAAACUUAUUGUGCUUCACCCACCUGUCCCUUCCUUAUCAUUCCACGCCGUUUCCAAGUUCGGAGAUGGGCGAGAUGCUUCACAUUCCCUUUCACUCUUGUUUAGAAAAGGAUUCUUUUCCGGUGUCCGGUGAAGAUUGGAUCCGAUCACAAAAAAAAAGCAACGGGCUGCUGGGGGUUGCCCCGCCCCACAACUCUCCCUUUCCCAAAAAGGAAAACUUCCGUGGGAGCCCUUGAGCUAAUUCUGCAGUUUCCUACCAAAUGCAGCGCUGGUGACACCCCCUCC